UAUAAUUGGCAUCGUGAAUUCCGUCAGAACAGAUAAGUUUCGGAGAGGGUGGGAUAUGAUAGCUCGUAUGAUAAAUUAACGUACACAUCAAAUAUAGGCCUACCUAUCGACGGAACGAGAAUGUCUCUACAUUUUCAAACUCGAAGCAGGUUUCUUGAGCUCCAUCUUUCAACCAGACUUUAUGACUGGGAUAUGGAGGAAGAAAUCAAGCUGACCACAACAACUGACCAGUUUUUUCAAGCAGACGAUAAACGGAAUGAUCAGUAUCUGGUUCAGUGGCAUUAUGCAAGAAUAUCAAGAAGAAAGGAGGACCUUUCUUAUCAAAAUCGCGAAAAGACGGAAUCUCCAGUAGAGCCAAAUCUAUGGUUGAUGGUCAACCCCAACCUAGCCUGCCCAAUAAAGUAUCCAAAAAAAGUAACAAAGAUAUUGAGUCCGAAAACACCACUGGAACACCCGGCCCCUGUACAGCCCACGGUCAACCAUGUCAAACGCAUGUCUGCCCAAAAUGUGUUCCCAGCUUCACAUAUUGAGGGCACCUGCUUGGAAGAAUCUCUACAUGAUGCCUCCUCAUCCAGCGAGUACAUGCUUACAGAUGAGGAUGACACCUCUUCAGUAGAUCUCCCCAUUUGUCGGAAACUCAAAACUGCUCGCAAGGCAAAGGCUUCUAAGCGCGAACCACGGAAGCUGAGUCUGGCUCACAGCAAGCGCCUCCAGCAGGUCCUUCAGGAUAAUAACAACAUGAAGAAUGGAGCCUGGCCACGCCCCCCUGUCAACUACUGCAUUUUAAUCGCCAUGGCGCUUAGCAGCAGCCGUACUGGCAGCCUCAAUGUCCAGCAGAUCUAUAACUUCACAAGAGAGCACUUCCCAUUCUUCCAGACUGCCCCCGAUGGCUGGAAGAACACUAUCCGUCACAACCUGUGUUUCAGCAACAGCUUUCGCAAGACCGCCCAGCAGGUGUGCAGUGAGGGGAAGAGGAAGUCCUGUCUGUGGCACCUUACUCCAGAUGGGCGCCGGAGGCUGAGAGAUGAGAUUCACACCUUAACGGGAGACUCAUACAAAGUGUUGAAGAGGAGCAUGAAUAACCCUGAGAUGAUUCAAACAUUGUUUGAGCUAUGAGCUAUGCCAGAUGUAUCCCCAAAAUGAAGUAGGAAGACACACUGGCUGCAAUGCAAGGGGUGUUAAUGGAUAAGUGAACAGGAGUGUUUCAAUUCUAUUUUUUUUCUCAAUGAUUUUCUUUUCUUUCGGCAGGCCUUUGGGCUUUAUAUGUUUUUCAGCCACAUUU
Molecule: messenger RNA, 1282 nt
Organism: Esox lucius (northern pike)
Lineage: Eukaryota; Metazoa; Chordata; Actinopteri; Esociformes; Esocidae
Gene: foxr1
Product: forkhead box R1
Exons: 6
Coding region: 121-1116 (331 amino acids)
Biological process (GO): regulation of DNA-templated transcription
Cellular component (GO): nucleus
Molecular function (GO): DNA-binding transcription factor activity; sequence-specific double-stranded DNA binding
Source: RefSeq, a predicted model, not a curated record